Drosophila santomea is the source of this 5058-nucleotide messenger RNA. RefSeq lists its product as uncharacterized. Lineage: Eukaryota; Metazoa; Arthropoda; Insecta; Diptera; Drosophilidae. Gene Ontology annotation, molecular function: protein binding. The record is from RefSeq and is a predicted model, not a curated record. The transcript is spliced from 5 exons. Bases 83 to 4966 code for a protein of 1627 amino acids.
UCUUGAGUCAAAAUUUAAUCGAAAAUGGAGGAAAUUACGCAAAAAGUGAACUAUUUUUCGAUACGAUUGUGUAAACUAUGAUAUGUUCCUGUACCUCAUGACCAUAUCGAUAUCGCUGGUGUUGAUCAUGGAAAACAACGGAACCCCAUUAAUGUCCCUAUUGGAUGGCUCAUUUCUGGAGGCUUACAACCGUUCGACAGAGAGCCCUCAAGGCGGGCUCAGUUCUUAUCCGUGGAGAAGUUCUGGAGCUGGGCUAAAGUCUUCUACAGAUCGAACUAGAUUUAGUACAAAUUUAAGCAGAAAGCGUCGAAAGGGGAUGGGUAGAACAUAUCCCGAAGAGGAGGAGAGGAAAAGAAUUGAGAGGCUAUGGGAUCCCGUUCUUAAUCAAAGCUACGACUUUUCUAGCUCUGAGGAGUACAAUACGACUUUUAAAACAAGAAGUGAAAAAAUUGGUCUGGAAGAUACAGAACUCAUACAUAAGAAUAUGUCGGAGCAAAAGCGAAGUGAGAACUCAACUCACCUCGUUUAUAAUGCAGUCAUUACCGAAAAGAGUCAUGAAAACGAAAACCAGACGGAUGAAAACGGAAUCGAAGAAAGGCAAUCACAAAUCCCAAAUGUCUCAUCCAGCUAUAAUGACUUCCCAAACGAUGAUGAGUAUUGGUUUCCCAUCUAUAAUUACAGUUCAACCUGCAUAUAUUACAACUCUACAGAGUUUCAAAAUCAAACUGUCAAUGAUCACAAUUAUACGGGACCAUGCCUUGUUUCAGAAGUUAAUGGUACGAUAAGUUCUGUAAGAAAGCAACUAUUGAUUGGGAGUAUCAGUGGCCGGAACUUUAGAACCGAAAUGCAGAGCCAGAGCCAAAAUCUAUUAAAGGUGCACUUAUUCAUGAACCCCAAUCCAGUUUAUGAACAAAAGUACUCAAUUUUCACCACUAUGCCGAAACUGGGAAACACGAACUUUGUGCUUAACAUUACUGUAGAUACCAAUGAUUAUCUAAUUGAUGAGGUAAAUACGACAGUCAGUUUCAGAUAUAGGGCUUGGAGUUACACCCACGACCUUCGGAAGUUAUUGCGAAACUGGGGCAUAAAAAGUAAGCGAAUUCCUUACAAUAGUUGUCAUUUCCAUCGAAGCUCGGCUCGAUUCUACAAUACGAAACAUAAAUACAUCAUUGCUAAAGUAAGUCCUUCAAAGGACAGACGAAAACUGUUGGCACAAAUAGUGCGUUUUAAAAUUACUGUACACAGACCACCAAAAGUGCCGUGCCUACCCGCUUUGGAGUUGGAAUUUUGCCAAAAUCCCGAAAAACCCGUGUUUUUCUCCCCCAUUGGUCAUCUAGAAUUUUUCGCGACAAUUAGCGAUGCAUGCUCCACGUUGGAGUAUGAUAAAAUCGAAUGGCAAUUUUGUGAUAUCACAGAGAAAAAAAUCAUAGCUCGUUUAGAAGGUUCCACUGGACUGGUGGUGAAGCUACUGCCCUACAAGGUCCACCUCCUACACUAUCCGGAAAGGAGCAGAGUCUUCAUGUUGCGAGGUGAAGUUGUGAUGAACGGCAUAACCACAGUAGCUCGUUGCUAUAUGAAGUACAGACCGCCGCCAAUUGAGCCCCAAAUCAAAGGCAAUGAGCGACGACUGGUCGACGUCAGAAAACCCAUUUUUAUUGACGGGUCCAGCUCGAAGGACAGGUUGACAAAAAAGGAAUCCAUUAAGUCAAAGCGCUUCUUGUGGAGUUGCCUCAGUUCAGACGAUCCAUCGAACAAGUAUUGCCAAAAGGAUAUGUCCGAGAGGUAUAUUGAACGCUUUUUUAUAGGCCCGAAGCUGAGACUGCCCCCAAAUGCUCUUAAGGUGGGUGCCGUUUACGACUUCAGUUUGACCGUCAUCUCGCGCUCCGAUCCGCGGAACCGCAAGACCACAUCCCAAAAAAUUAAAGGCACCGCCAAAACAUGCUUCACGCCCCAAAUCCUCUGCCGUAGAAAUUGCAAUCUAGGUGUUUAUGCUCCAUUGGACAGCGUGCACCUGAUCCCCAAAUGCGAUGACUGCCCGGGAAAGGUUAAGCGGUAUGAGUGGUGGCUGCUGGAUCCAGGCUCACCGCCCUAUCUGGAAUCUUCUCAUAAAUAUCUGAUUAUCCACACCAACGAGAGCAUCGUUCAUAUCCGUCUGCGGGUGUGGGUAAGGGGCAAUAGGUGGGCGGAUGCAUUUUACACGCUGCGAAGGAACAACGGCCCCCAAAAUGGCACCUGCACAAUCAAUCCGCGUUUGGGCAUCGAGAGCUUGUCCAUGUUCGAGAUCAACUGCCCGGGAUUUGAGUCGCCUUUCCGGCCAAUAACCUUUCGCUACAUGGUGUCCUAUGCAGUUGUGGCCACCAAUGUGCCGUAUUCGAGGAUUGUGAUCCCUCUACCGGCUACAGAAAUCGUCAUGAUUUCCAUAUGUGACGCCCUUGACAUGUGCGUCGAAAAAACAUUAAGAGUGAGAGUAUUGGCGUUAGAUAAAGGAAUAAUAAGUGGGAUAGACGACUUAAUGGAGAAUGUGCCGGAUUUAUUGCAGCACGGUCACUGGAAUAGAGCCUAUAUCAGGGCAAUAGCUGCCACCACCUUCCUAGACCUGUCAAUCGAUGGAUUUGAACUGUACUCGUAUCUGGAGGGCUUGUUCGCCUCGACGGGCUCGCAGUUGGAGCAGAUUACCUCGGUGGCCGCUCACAUGCUGAUUCAGCUGCAUCCAAUCGACUUUCGUGGAGCCAUCGUCAUGGCGGACCUGUUCCACAUAAUGGGCGACACCUUCUUGGAGAUCGCUCUGGACCACGAGUGGCUGCAUCGGCAGGGCUACUUCUCCUUGUCGGCCAUGCAUAUGUUCUUCAUGACACUUCUGGGGCAGAAAACCCAAAGUUAUUCGAACGCCAUGUGUAGUCUGCAUAAUCCCGCGUGCAUGAAUUUGCAGAGAAUCGAUUUGGAGAAACCGUUCGUUAUCAAGUUCGAUCCACUCAUCUUGGAGCGCGUUAAUAGCUGGCUGAUGAGUACGUGGUUCCUGUACAGGUGCAUCUUCUUCCUCGGUGUCAUUGCCACUCAGAGACAUCAUCCCUAUGACGACGCCAUGACAAUCUACCAGAGCGGCAUUGCGUACCAGAUUAAUGUGACUGAGGUGACACAGAACGCCCAGGACAUCAAGCUGAAGACAAUAGACCACAUCCACCUUAUCAAGAUAUCGACAAAGCUGCUCUUCGAACUAAAACACAGACUGAACCACAGCACUAUUCUGCUCCAGGUCAUCUCGCAGCAGAACUUCCACAACAUCUACUGGUGGUAUCCAGACCCAUUGCCCUCGAAGACCAGCGUGCUCAUCGUUCACGCCUACAGUCCAGUUAAGUUUUUCAGGAGCGCCAAAGAGUUACAGUUGAAGAAUCCUUUAGUAUACAAGACGAACAUUACGCAGUUCAACGACCAGUCCUUCAAUCAGUACAUGACCAACAAUAGUAUCCAGAAUAGCACGGAAGUCCACAUCUACAGCUUGAUGCUAAACCACAAGGCCAUGUUGGCAGUGCGAAUCGUGAAUUGUUCAGAGCUAAUGUACGUCAAGAUGCGACUGCACAGAUGGCCAACACUCGGGCAGAUAAGGCAGCAGGCUUGUCGAAUCACUCCUGAUAUGAAGGGCAAACGCAUCUGGAUGGCCAACUCCUGCGAACGGUGCCCGGCAUACGUGGCCAUUCACAAGCCCGGUGAAAUCCGAUAUAAAAACGAUGAGGAGGAAACGCUGAAGCCGCGGGGAAUGGAGAAGGGAAACAAAUCGCAUAGAGCACCGAAUGUGAGAAAACAUUCGGACUACGUGGACUAUGAGAAUGAGGAAGUAGUAAAGGAGGUGGAUUAUCUGAACUACUCGAUACUCCUGGAAAUAUACCAGUGCAACAUCUGGAUGAAUCGUUCAUUGGAUCCCGGCUGGAGCGAGGAGUUCUGCACCACCACCUUUGAGCACAGUCGCGGGUCAUCUGUUCAGUGCACUUGCUACACCCUGGGAGCCCUAUCAUCUCGAAUCUUUCCCAUCUCAACGGAGUUGUUUGUAGAGCACAUACCCGUGCCCACAUUCGUGUUUAACAUGACCCUGCUGGUAUUUUUCGUCCUGCUUUGCCUGUUGCUUAUCUUCAAGUGGCUCCUGCACCUCAACAUUAUAUCCGCCUAUCUGAGGAAUCCGGAAUUUCUGCAAUGCGAUAUGUCAAUGGCAAAGUCGGAUCCAUCGUUCAGGGAUGGGCCGGAGAUCCUAGUCGUGAUUGUGACUGGUGGUCAGGAGUUUGCCGGAACAACAUCGAACAUAAAGUUCUACCUCAAGUCGCCGCAUCGCCAGCAAACAUCGUAUCAAAUCACUCAGGAUCCCGGACACCCGAAAUUGGUGAGGAACAGCACCAUUAAGAUUACGGUUCCGCGUGGACACAUCUAUAUUCCAACCCGAUUGGCCCUGCGUCUCGUUCCCAAUGGUCGGUAUCCAUCGUGGUACUGCCGCGCCAUAAUAGUCGUCGAUCUGAAGUUGAAGGUCCAGCAGCUGUUCCUGGUGGAGAGCUGGAUUGACCGGAAGAGCCACAUGCAGUUCAUGCGAUCCAAGUACUUCACACACGGCAGCUACCGCCGAUCUCCCAAGUACACGUGGUGCAAGAGGUUCCGGACUCGAGUGGAGCAGCUGUAUGUCAGCUGGUACUUAAUCAAUGCGAUUACCGGGCCAUCGCAAAGUAAGGCUGGGGGCAUCAUCAUGAAGCGAUUCGAACGCACCUGCGUGUGGAUCUGCAAAACUGCCAUUACUCUGGUGGUGGUGGCCUUGUACUUCGGCAAGCACACGGUGCAGUCCAUUCAGGAGGAGACCAGGCAAAAUAUUGACAACGGCCUGCAAGUUAGCUUAGUCGCCUUUCUGGGUUUUUACGCUUUUGUAAUUGGUUUACUUGUUCAUUUGUUGUUUGAAGUCGUCAUCUUGCGUUGGAUAUGGCCAGAAACGUGAAGAAAGAGUAAGCAAGUAGCUACUGUAAUGAACUUUCUUAUACAAAAAUAAAUUAAAUAUUAUUAGGCAUACAUAAUUUAAAAGUGUUUGAU